This is a messenger RNA of Trichomonas vaginalis G3, 909 nucleotides long. RefSeq lists its product as uncharacterized. Bases 1 to 909 code for a protein of 302 amino acids. The transcript has a single exon. Gene Ontology annotation, biological process: endosome transport via multivesicular body sorting pathway. Gene Ontology annotation, cellular component: ESCRT I complex. NCBI's taxonomy places the organism in Eukaryota, Parabasalia, Trichomonadida, Trichomonadidae. The record is from RefSeq and is a predicted model, not a curated record.
AUGUCGGGAUACCCUAAUACAGGUUAUCCAAAUCAAUACGGUCAACCUCCAAGAGGUUAUCAACAGCCUCAAUACCCACAGAUGGGUCAGUAUCAACAAGCACCACAAUACGGUUAUUAUCCAAAUCAAGGACAGCCUCAGCAAUAUCCUCAACAACCUGGUCAACCAGGAGGAUUUGCUCAAUAUCCAAAUGUAAAUCCGCAAUAUAACAUGCAACAAAAACCAGCAGUUCCUCAAAAUAAUCAACCAGUUAAUGCAGGACCUUCAAGGAAUUACUCAGGACAAUUUAUUCCACCAGCAAUGAAACCUACACGCUCAUAUCUUCCUCCACCAAAGCAACCUCUUCCAUUCAAAUUCUCACCAGCAAAUGAAGCCGGUUGUGCUUAUUUAUUUGGUGCAAUCCAAGCUUUACAAGUUUUAUUAGAAGAAUUUGCGAACGGUAACGUUGACGAAGAUCAAAAGAAUACAUUUCUUCCUAAAUUAACCAAUCAAUUCAUGGAAUCAUUAAAAAUGUCUAAACUUGAUAUUACAGAUAUUAAUGAUUUUGCACUUGCAUGCGAACUCGAUGCAGAUUUAGCGUUAGAUUACAUCUCAGAAUUAGCUAGAAAUAAUCCAAAGAAUAAACCUAAACAUAAAGAUGUUAACAUGUUCGGUGACUCAGUUGUUACAGCUUCUGAUAGUGCUGAAGGUGUUGUAGGCACUAUUAGAGAUUCUUUAAUUUCAUUACAGAUUUACUUAAUGCGUGUUUGUCCAAGCAACUGCCAACAGGUGGCAAACUCUAAGGUAGAGACAUGGAUGAACAUUUUGAAGACAAAACAGAGCUCUGACAAGUUAUCUCAAGAUGAGAUUCAAAGAUUCCGUAAUGACAUCGCCGAUGUGAAUGACAUAGUUAUGAAGAACCUUGAAUAA